UAAUGACUGAAGAAAAUGUUUCACUGAUUAUUUUUACUUCAACUCAGACUUCAGGUUUACAGUUGAGAUGUUCCUCCAGAUGCAUAUUAUUAGAAAGACACACCACCGUUUAAAUGCAUCGUGUCAUAAACUUUACUCAAUUACUUACUUUAAGGAACACUUUUUUGUCAUGAUCCAUUAAAAAAUAGUGAAUAUUUACUCCAUUUGCUUAAUUGUGAAGGAAUUCUCAAAAACAUAAUUUUACCAGACAGUCGCAGACAAAAUGGCUGAGGUCUGUUCUCGCAUCGUUUGUUUACAUUUCGAGGCAGGACCUGGCCCCUGGAACUGGUGGCUCUCUGGCACCACAACAAGUGCAUUGUCGUGGUGUGGCCAUUGGACCGUGGUCAACUUGUUGUUGGAACAUUUUGAUUUACUCUUCCCUACAAGACUUUGAAAUCAUGGCUUCAGAUGUGAUGUAAAGAGAUAACCGUGCUGUUACUAUGGUGAUGUCUGAUAUUUCUUAAUUAACAAUCUAGGCAUUUUGAGCGAAACUCUCAUCCGAGGAAUGGAAGUGUCUCGUCUUGUAAAAAAGUAACCAGUCAAAGACGAAGUCAGCUGAAAUCAAACUUUGGCAAGACAAAGUACAACACAACCUCUUUUUUGUGAAAGAAGCUAAUGAACAGAGAAACUUUCCUGGUGAGAUCCCUCCGUAGCCUAUUGUCUGGAACGUAACCUCUAGAUCUAGAUCAUUGAAGUGUAAUUAAUAGUUCAACUUCAACUCAAUUUUUACUUCUGAGCGGGUCUAAUCAGGCAAUGAUUCAGGCAGGCCAACAAUGUGAAUACAGACUGUUUUUUGUGUAUUUUAACGUGUUCCGUGCAAUAAAGAGCAAGUGUGCACUCAUUUUCCUGAUCUGAUCACCCUACUAUGUAUGAAAUUGUUUGUUAUACCAUCGUUGACCUCAAUCAAUAAAAAUACUGCUUUGACACUAACUGAGCAUCCUACAAAUGGAGAGGUCAAGACAACUCUACUGUGCUUGUGAGCAGGGAGAUACAGACUGUGUCCAGGCGUUGCUCGAGGAUGGAUGCGAAGUUGAUUGUGUACUAGAUGAUGAGGAAAACACUGCUCUCCAGGUUGCUGCAGCAAAUGGAAGUGAACAAGUGGUCAGAUUACUGAUCAUGAGAGGAGCUGGCUUGGAUAAGUCUAACAUAUUUGGAUGGACUCCGCUUCUGCAAGCUGCUAGGUAUGGUCACACCAACAUUGUGGCGUUAUUGAGCCAACAUCAAGCAGACCUGCACGCUAAAACAAGGUAUGGGGCUUCUGCCAUGACCUUAGCAGCCAAGGGCGGUCACAUGCAGACAGUGAAACUGCUCAUCGACUCUGGCGUUGACGUGAAUGGCAUCGGGGACGGCUGUGAGUUCUCUCCUCUGUUACUGGCUGCCCAGCACGGGCACGAUGCGGUUCUGCGAGUGUUUCUCGACAGGGGCUGCGACGUGAACUUCUACACGCCCUCCACUGGCCUCACCCCGUUGAUGACGGCUGCUCUCAAUGGUCAUAUGACCACGGCUCAAAUUAUUAUCGAGAGAGGAGGUGACCCAAAUGUGAUGAACGUUUGCGAAAACACUGCCCUUGAAAUAGCCACUGUCAGAGACAAGCGGGAGGUUUCAGGAUACCUGGAUAGGAAAACUACAAACAAGCCGAAAACCUCACCUGGUGACAUAAAGCCUGAUAUCAUCGAGGCAGCCAAACUCGGUGACUUUCUGCGAGUGUGUGAGAUCCUGGAGCAGGACACGUGUCAGAAGGAUGCGCACUCGCCUCAGGACGGAGCCACGCCCCUCAUGUUUGCCGCCAUGACGGGAAGACUAGACAUCGCAGAGCUACUGGUCAUGAAAGGUUGUGAUGUGAAUAAGCAGGAUUUGAUCAGUGGCUGGACGGCUCUUAUGCAGGCUACUUAUCACGGAAAGAAAAAUGUGGCUAUGUUUCUUCUCUCAAUCGGUGCUGAUGUAAAUAUCCAAGCUAAGAAUGGCUGUACUGCAUUUGACAUGGCUUCACUCAUUGAUGAUGUUGACACAGAGCUUCUGCGACAACUUGCUGCAAAGGCCAUGCAAGUGGCAAAAGUGGAGAAAAGUAAGAAGUCAAGGUCCAAAACAAAUGAAGUCACCGCAGCCGUACCUAGUGACAUGAAUGUGGAGGUUGACAGUCCAAAGAGUGGGUUGAAGGGCUGGUGGAAUCGAAUGUCGAACCGCUUCAGAAAUCUCAAAUUGGGGAGAACAUUCACAGGAGGAAAUCGUCUUACACCACUGGGUCUUGAGACGUCUGCUUCUGUGCCAGACCUGACCUUGAAAAAUUGUACCUCACCUCAGAUACAGUCUGCCAGACUUGAACGCAAAACCUUUCAGGAACCCAACCAGACGUCCAUGUCAAUGACAAGCUACGACACCAUGCUGCAGGAGACAAAGCAAAGUGCUUCGCUGUAUACUCUAGACAUUAUCUCGCCCCGGUCCAACGUGUCGAGCGAGACGCUCAAGCCUGUGAUCCCGCCCUUCUUGCCAUCGCCGAGUUUCGCCCUCGACAACUCGGACAGCUCUCACAGGCUCACCCCCAAAUUCAGAACGUACAAGUCAGGGGAGGAAGCUUAUAGAUCCAGCGUGAUGAUGCGCCCCAUCAAAGUCCAGAGCAUUUCUUCAGCAAGCUCCAACCCUGCCCUGGGCCCACCCAGCAGCACCAACUACAACAGCAGCAGCAGCAGCAGCCACAACCUGGCCAGCGGCAAUGACAACAACAGCCCCAGCUCCUCCGGCGGCAGCAGCAGCAUCACUGCCCUACAGACCAAGAUGGCCGCCCAUAGGAAGUACGCAGUGCUAGGCAAGACACGGCCCAAUGACUCGGCGAGUGGCAGCUCUGAUCUAGGCCAGGGUCCACUGUUUAUCCCCAACCCGAACAUUCCAACUCCCAGGUUCUCCCCCUUUGUUCCUCAUCACACCCCGUCCCGUCUCUUCAUGCCUCGGAAAUCGGCCACGGUGCCCUCAGCCUUCCGCACCAUGUCCAACACAACGUCCCCCAACAGCUCUACCAGCGGCAGUUCUUCCAUCACCCCCCAGAGGUCAUCCAGAGGUCGUAGCACCUCAUCCAAGGGAAGCACCACCUCCACCCUCACCCCGUCACCUUCACCAACACCGGGCAAGCACGGUGAAGAUGCUCCUCAGACUCUGGACAGUUUACAGGAAAGGGAUGGGCCUGAUGAUGAGUUGGCCAGUAUCAUGAAGAAGUUGUCACUUGAAAAGUACAACCCUAUCUUUGAGGAGCAGGAGGUUGACAUGGAAGCUUUCCUUACCCUCACUGAUGAAGAUCUGCGAGAACUCGGCAUCGCUCACCCCGACUCUCGCCGCCAGAUCCUGGCCGCCAUAUAUGACCUCAGGGCAGGAAAGGGUCGAGAGAGACAGCAGUUUGUGGAUUCCAUGUCAACAUUCAACUCAACGCUGAAGGCAAGGGCAACCACAGAAGGUUCAGAGACCACGGCAAUGUCUCAAUGGAGCAUACAGGAUGAGGCAGACCCUCACGUCCCCAUGUCCAAAUCCAGGAUGUCUUGACACAAACAGAUUAUUUCUUCACCCCUCAUAGUUAUAGCCUGAUCACCAGGUUCUGUUACCUGAAGAUUAGUUUCUGCCUUUCAUAUUAGAUUAACCUUCCUAGUGUUGAUGGUCGAUUAGUGGUGUCAGUGGCCCAGUGGUUAGACUACCAGACUUGAAUCAUGAGGUUGUGGGUUCGGGAGUUCGAGCUGCGGGCCCGACGUUGU
Aplysia californica (California sea hare) is the source of this 3773-nucleotide messenger RNA. RefSeq names its product ankyrin repeat and SAM domain-containing protein 6. The transcript is spliced from 19 exons. Gene Ontology annotation, molecular function: protein binding. The coding region runs from base 985 to 3567 and encodes 860 amino acids. NCBI's taxonomy places the organism in Eukaryota, Metazoa, Mollusca, Gastropoda, Aplysiida, Aplysiidae. The record is from RefSeq and is a predicted model, not a curated record.